Hipposideros armiger (great roundleaf bat) is the source of this 2432-nucleotide messenger RNA. RefSeq names its product unc-93 homolog A (gene UNC93A). Bases 255 to 1811 code for a protein of 518 amino acids. The transcript is spliced from 10 exons. NCBI's taxonomy places the organism in Eukaryota, Metazoa, Chordata, Mammalia, Chiroptera, Hipposideridae. The record is from RefSeq and is a predicted model, not a curated record.
CCUCACCGCUGGCCUGUUGGACACUGGUUACUGUGAACGGCGGCCAAGUUAGAUACAUAACUACACCGGGGGCUUCAUGGCGUCCGUGAUAGCCGAGUUCAUGAGCUCCAGGCAGCCGUGGUGACUAGCGCCUCUACCUCAGGCAGGAGACAGUGACACUUCUUAGUAUGGACUGAUCCCUGGGCCCGGCUGCCUUCUUCCAGGGAACCACGAGUCUGCGUGUCCACGGAUGAUCAGCACCUUGAAUCCGCACAAUGGACAGAAGCCUGAGGAAUGUCCUCGUGGUCUCCCUGGGGUUCCUGCUUCUCUUCACUGCCUACGGAGGCCUGCAGAGCCUGCAGAGCAGCCUGUACAGCGAGGACGGCCUAGGCGUGACGGUGCUCAGCACGCUCUACGGCGGGGUGCUGCUGUCCUCCAUGUUCCUGCCACCGCUUCUCAUCAGGACGCUGGGCUGCAAGUGGACCAUCGUCCUCUCCAUGAGCUGCUACGUGACCUUCUCCCUGGGCAACUUCUAUGCCAGCUGGUACACUCUGGUCCCCACGUCCAUCCUGCUGGGACUUGGAGCCGCCCCGCUGUGGUCUGCUCACUGCACCUACCUCACCAUCAUGGGAAACACGCACGCCGAGAAGGCAGGAAAAGUUGGCAAGGAUGUGGUGAACCACUAUUUCGGCAUUUUUUUUCUCAUAUUCCAGUCGGCCGGUGUGUGGGGAAACCUGAUCUCAUCUCUGGUGUUUGGCCAGACGCCCACGCAAGGUGCCAUUCCUGAGGGGCAGCUCCUGUCCUGUGGGGCCAGUGACUGCCUGAUGGCCACGGCGCCCACCAACAGCACGCAGCGUCCCUCCCAGGAGCUUAUCUACACCCUGCUGGGCAUCUACACAGGUACGAGUGUGCUUAGCGGCUCCGGGCAGAGUCCCACCGGAAGCAAGACUAGCUCCUUCCUGUGUUGGAUAAGACCCUCUCCCCAAAAUAUAAGUGACCUCCACACGGUGCUUUCCACUGGAUCGCACUCAGAGAUUUUCACCCGGAGUCGAAGCCGACUGACGGUGUUAACUCACAGUUUCCUGUGGACGAGGACCCCACCUUCAUCCUACACCACCUGCGCCCUGGGCAUCCAGUUCGUGGGCUAUGUGAUGAUCUGCUUCGCGGCCACCAACGCCCUGUGCUCCGAGCUGUAUGGAAAGCUAGCCCAGUACACGGGCAGGGUCGCUCUCUACGCGCUCGGUAGGUGGUCACUUUCCCAGAUGCCAGCAAGAACGGCGACGCUGCCACCCAGGGAGUGGCUUCGGAGGGCGCGGGAAGGGCCCGCGUUCAGGCCAGUGACAGUGGAGCUCCCGCGGCCUGGCGCCUCGGUGCUCAGCCGCCCACCAGAGCAGAGUUCCCUGCAUGGCCUGGCACGCAGCGGGGUUGGGGGGCUGUUGGAGGCCCUGGGAGACAGCCAGCUGUGCAUCUGCCCGUCUGCAGAUCGGGAGCACAGCUCUAAGAAAAUCUUCACAACGCUGCAGAAGUCAGCUGCCCCCAGGAUUAACGGCCCCCAUGGUGCAGAAGUUCUGUACGGCGUUCUGUUUGAGAAGAACAAGGAGGCUGCUUUUGCCAACUACCGCCUGUGGGAAGCCCUGGGUUUCAUCAUCGCGUUUGGGUAUAGCACAUUUUUGUGCGUCCAUGUCAAGCUCUACAUUCUCCUGGGGGUCCUGUGUCUGACCAUGGUGGCGUACGGAAUCGUGGAGUACCUGGAGUCCAAGAACCUGACCACGCCGCUUGCUGUAGGACUGACAAAAGCAGCAGAGGAAGCAGAAACACAGACAAAAAUGUGAAAGCAGCAAACUCCAUGGCAGACGAGCUGGGCCUCAGCAAGAGUUUUAUCUGAAGCUGCCUCCGUGUUUACAGUUGAUCCUUUACAACUAUCUUAGCAAUUCGUGGCCAUUUGAAAGAUGUAAUAUGGGUUUUUUUAUGUAGUAUUUUUUCUAUUCUAUCAAAUUCUCAGUCCACCAUCUCAUCAGUAGAGACCAAGAGUAUGCAUGAAAAAAAUCAGUUAAUUUUAGAUACAAAAGAAAAAAGUUUAGGGUACAAUCAGCCCGUUGGAACCUGCUUAGCAUCUCAGAAUCAAUUAACUUCCACUUGUUUUUGCUGUUGUUGUCAGCGUUGGAAGUCUGUUUAAAAUAAUGAAUUCCAAUACCAUGAUUUCACAAAGGGUAAACUGAUGUCCAGACACGGCACCUGACUACUUCCCAGGGUCAGUGAGUGACACAGCCCAACUAGAGUCUGUUUCUUUAAACUCACAGAGUGUGAGUUCCUAAAUAAAUGUAAUUAUAUUAUGAACUUACCUCCUGUCCAAAUACACUCAUUCUAAAUACUCACCUAGAUCACACACACAAGUCAUCAAAUAAGUGAUUUAGCAUGUAGACCAUCAGAAGUCUAAUAAAAAGGUGACGACA